Messenger RNA from Nothobranchius furzeri (turquoise killifish), 5208 nucleotides. It is a transcript of the gene lpl2a, whose product is annotated as lipoprotein lipase. NCBI's taxonomy places the organism in Eukaryota, Metazoa, Chordata, Actinopteri, Cyprinodontiformes, Nothobranchiidae. Gene Ontology annotation, molecular function: lipoprotein lipase activity; apolipoprotein binding. Gene Ontology annotation, biological process: very-low-density lipoprotein particle remodeling; fatty acid biosynthetic process; triglyceride catabolic process. The record is from RefSeq and is a predicted model, not a curated record.
UCCAAAGUGGUUCAGAUGACAGCUCGGCGCUGCUCAGCAGGACGCACCGGAUUAUCCAGAACUCAGCCGCUCUCUCCGGCUGCAGCGUGUGGUUUAGCUUAAGAAGAUAAUAACUGUUAUUAAUUACUUAAAGGAACAAGCUGUGUGAGAAAUGAGAACGUGGCAGGCUCGGUUUCUGUUCUUCGUGGUUCUGAACGCAGCUGUGCAGUGUGUAACCUCCCUGGAAGAAGAGCUCUCCGAUUCUAUUUUAGGUAACUUCCUGGACCCUCUUAAAGACUUGUUGGAGAACAACCAUGACAGCAACACAGCGAUUGCCAAAUUCUUCCUCCGUAAACCUUCCCAUCCCGACAAUGACCUGUGCUACCUUAUUCCUGGCAAACCGGAGUCGUUGACUGCCUGCGGCUUCAAUAGCACAGCCAAAACCUUCAUGGUGAUCCACGGAUGGACGCUGAGUGGGAUGUUUGAAAGCUGGAUGCCAAAGUUAGUUUCAGCUCUGCACGAGAGGAAGCGGACGGCCAACAUCAUCGUAGUAGACUGGCUCGGCUCAGCCCAGAACCAUUAUGUGAUUGCUGCUCAGAAAACCCAAGCUGUGGGACAGGAGGUCGCUCGCUUCAUUGACUGGAUCGAGGAAACCACCAACAUCCCGCUAGACAACAUCCAUCUGAUUGGUUACAGCCUGGGUGCUCACGUGGCAGGAUUUGCCGGCAGCCACGCUACUAAUAAAGUUGGGAGAAUUACUGGUCUGGAUCCUGCUGGUCCUGUGUUUGAGGGCAAACAUGCUCACAGACGCCUCUCUCCAGAUGACGCUCACUUUGUUGAUGUCCUUCACACUUUCACACGUGGCUCCCUGGGUCUCAGCAUCGGCAUUAAGCAGCCCGUCGGCCAUGUGGACAUUUACCCCAACGGAGGCAGCUUCCAGCCAGGGUGCAACCUCAGAGGGGCGCUGGAGAAAAUAGCAAACUUUGGGAUAUUUGCCAUCACCGACGCAGUAAAAUGUGAACACGAGCGCUCGAUCCACCUGUUUAUUGACUCGCUGCUGAAUGAACAGGAAGUGGCCAAGGCCUACAGGUGUGGCAGCAGCGACAUGUUCGACCGCGGCAUGUGUCUGAGCUGCCGCAAGAGCCGCUGCAACGCGGUGGGCUACGACAUGAGCAAGGUCCGAAGAGCACGCAAUGUUCAGAUGUACACCAAGACAAGAGCCUCCAUGCCUUUCAGAGUUUAUCACUAUCAGCUGAAGAUCCACUUCUCCAGUAAAGUGAACACAUCACAGAUGGAGCCUUCACUCACUGUUUCACUGUUUGGAACCAACGGGGAGGCUGAAAACCUGGAACUUCAGCUGAAAGAAGGUAUUGUGUCAAAUAAGACACAUUCAUUCCUGCUGGUGACAGAAAAAGACAUUGGUGAUCCACUGAUGCUGAAGUUUAGGUGGACAGAGACAAACAGCUGGUCGGCCUCCAGCCUUCUGAAGAUAGUUUCGUCUUGGUGGUCUGGAGACUCAAACAGCUCCAACAUGGAGAUUCACAAAAUACGCAUCAGAGCUGGAGAGACGCAACAAAAAAUGGUAUUCUGCCUAAAAGACCCCAAUGCCCCAAACCCUACACCGGAGGUCACGUUUGUUAAAUGUAAGGGUACGUGGAGGACGAAACCAAGGCAAAUUCCACAGAAAACAAGACCUCCCACACGUGCGCACACUCACACACACACACACGCGCGUGCACACACACAGCCUGAAGCGCAGAAUACGGAAUGCAGAAUAUCAGCAGGGGGACAGAUUGAGACAGAAUGCCAUGCGUCUGUGACAGUGUGUGUCCUGUCACCGUGACCCGAUUGAUCAUGCGCCCUGGCUACUUGGACAAUGGAGAUCUCUGUUUGGCUGACUAGUUAGCACGGGUGACUUUCACCCAGGAGUCUGGGGAUCAAAUCCCGAUUGCACCAUGUUUUUUAUAUCCAUCACAGAUCUCUCUGAAGAACUCAGCAUUGACGGCUUCAGCAACGCUGUGCCACUCUAUGGAUUUUCUCUUAUUUGUUUUGCAAAAGCACUUCCUUUCAUUUCUCCACCUCAACCACAGGUACCUCAAUUUCUGCUGCUGUGAAAUAGCACUUCCUUGAUCUGUGGUUGUGAUUGAAAUGCUGCAACAAGCCAGCUUAUGUAUAUGCAUGAGGUCCACAAGGCACUUUGCAUUGACUAUUUAUGGCAGUAAGUGGGCGUGAUGAGGGCGGGAUGUGACUAAAUUGCAGCUGAGAAACAUUCUCGUUAGUCUCUGAUUUAUGAAGCGGAGAUUGCGUGCAGCUGUGCGUACUCCAUGUUUGAUAGAUCACAAACCUACUUGGCGUAAGUACAUUUUUUUGCAGAGUUUAAGUACGGUUUUAGUAAAGAUUCUACGCAAUGCUUGAUAAAUGAGAGCCCUGUACAUUUACCAGAUGCAUAAAAUAUUGUAUAUUAUAUUUUUGUAAAAUCCAAAACAAGCAUGUGAAUGCUGUUUAGUGAUUUGUAAAAAAAUGUUUUAUAAAUUUAUUUUUAUGUUUUUACAAGUAAAUGUAGUCAUGUUUGGUUGACUUAGUGGGCUAAAGUCUGAGUGAAUGGAUGUCACACUCUAAGAAAUAAAAUGUUGAAUUAACUUAACCAAGUUAUGUCAGUUGGUUCCACUAAACCUAGUGGCAUAGAUGUAAAGAGUAAUAUACAUUGUUAGAUGUUGUGUCAAAGCAUAUUACUCUUUUUACAUUUAAGCUACUAUAGUGGAACAAGUUGACAUAACUUGGUUUAGAGAGUUCACCUUUCCAUUUCUUAGAGUGCUGAUCGUAUAUUCACAGUGGUACAUAUUCAUGUAGAGGUUAGUCAAAUAAAAAAAAAUCAUUGGCUUAUUGUUAGUGAAUUCACUAAGACUUUAUAACACAACCAGCAAUAAAGAAAGGUAAAAAGAUAACGUACCAGUGUGGACGUAGUUCAGACUGAGGACCUGGUUGACGCUAGCCUAGUGGACUAGACCAAAUUCUUGCUUUGCAAAGUUUGUUCUAGGAACGCUCCAUUGGAACCUCUGCAGCCCCUAGCAGCAUUCUGGCUGGCCAAUCACAGCUCUCUCUAUAGGGGUUUCAAUCAUAUAUAGCGCUGUGAUUGGUCCACAAUAGUGGGCCAAUCACAGCGCUUUAUCUGCUUUGUGGGCCAAUCAGGGCCCUCUAUUUCUCUGGUAGGCGGGAUGGUGCUACAGAGUGGAACAAGAUGGCGACAGCUAGUUUGAAACUGCUUUUACAUCUGUUUUGGACUAUUUGGACUUGGGCUUUAUUAGAAUCAGGAGCAGAUUGAUGUAUAGAAAAAUGUUUAACUCAUUCACUGCCAGCCGUUUCCUGAUCACUAACGGCCUUCGCUGCCAGCGUUUCUCACCGUUUUUACUGUUUUUUAAGACUCACAGAACGUUGCGCGCUAGCAUGAUGUCGAUGCCAAAACAACCAAAACAAAGAGGAGACUCACCUCUUACAUCAGGAAGAAGCCGCGUGUUUUGAGCGUUAUCCGGUCUUUCAUAAUCCGUUGUCGAAUUGUGAUCGGCAGAAGCUUUUCCGGUUCGCGCCUCACUUUUUUUACAGGAACGGCCCAAAACGAUCUCCAAACACAUGGAUGUGUUGCUUCCUGAUCAUGUGAUCUGUGACGUAUACGGAUGAUUGGCUUCAGGGCUGAGAUGUUUGUUCUCUCAGCGCGGGGGCUCGUUCCGAUGCUUUAGUCGUCAUUGGCAGUGAAUGAGUUAAAAAAAGGAUGUAUUUUCACCUUCUUCAACAGUGGACUGCCUCGUUUACCGACAUCCGCUGCGGUAUACGUCACAUUGUUCAUUGUCCAGUAGCAUGCGGUGAUUGUUUGAAAGACAACGGUUGAACCCGCCCCACGACCGAGAGCCAUCAAUGGAGCGUUGCCAGACAACAUUUAUUAUUUGGUCUGGCUUGCCAGGCUAGGUUGACGGAGUUUCGGAGGUACUUUUAUCCUGUUUAAUAAAAUACCUCAUGUAAUUUAAACAGAAACACUGUGAGAAACAACCAUCUUUGGACUUCUGUCUCUAAAAAUAUGACAUUUUUAGGGGUUUUAAAGGUAUGGUUCACCUGAUUAUUCAAUACAUUUGCAAUGGUCUAGUAGAGAUGAUUGCCUUGUAAGUCUUACUCAGGGGUGGGGGGAUGUAUGCCGGUGCACCAGGAGCAGUGACCCACAUCACAGCUGAGACGGCAGGAUUAUUUUCUGAUUUUUGGACUUCUCAUCUCAGAUUGGAUAACAGCAACACAACACUACCACUGACUUGCAACGCUGAUGUUUUAUCUCCACAAAUAACACAAGUUUGAAGGAGUUCUGGUGUGUGGUGAAGUUGCAAAUGCUACUAUACGAGACGUCCUCUGCCGUUUCCUGGCUGCUAAACCAACAACAGCCUUCCCCAUGAAUGUGAAGUUACAGUGUGACGUAGAUGGGUCAGGCUUCCCUAAUCCUAGCAUUUCACCAUCUAUUUUCUGUCAGAAGCUCAUGCAGGAGAUAGGUGUAGGAGACUAUUUUCAUGUUCAGCCUGCAAGAAACACUCAGAGUGGCAGAUUGUAAUCAGGAAUAAUAAUUAAAAACAAGGUUUUCAAUGAACUACACCUUUAAGCAUUUUGGUAUAAUUGUUUUUGCGUAUUUUAUUUCUAACACAACACUGUGGUUGUGUGUGACUGUAGGACCUGUAUCAGUGUACUGUAAACGCUCCCCAGACUCACCAUUUUUGUUUUGACAUUGUUCUACUGUACUGUACACCUUUAUACACAGCAUCUCUGUCACCUCGGACACCUGCCAAACGUACCUGGAAUGUGUCUAAUGAACAUACAUGUAUUUUCUACGUUCAGUUUUUGUCAAAGAGUGUUUUCUUUCUGCUAAUGCUCAUUUAUUUAUAAUUCCUUUAAGAUGAACUCCUCAGCUUUACAGAGAUCGGUACUGAAAUCAUUGUGACUUUAAAAGAAUAAAAGCGAUUUAUUCUUGCACAAAAAGGGAAGACGUUUUGAAGGAAGGGGUUUGUACAGAGAAUCUUUGUAAAUAUCAGAAUAUAAAUAACAGAUUUAUUAAAAAAGAGGCGAUGCUAUUUUAUAUUUUUAUCUAUGGAUGAAGUUAUUUUAUAAACUGUACAUUUCUGUAAUUCUUUAUGUGAAACUACAUAGAAUUUGUCACUGCACUGAGCACAUGCUCUAAUAAACCAAGUUUGCCAACGUUCU